This is a messenger RNA of Macrosiphum euphorbiae (potato aphid), 411 nucleotides long. NCBI's taxonomy places the organism in Eukaryota, Metazoa, Arthropoda, Insecta, Hemiptera, Aphididae. The record is from the annotation of a GenBank genome assembly.
AUGAGUGGAACUUAUUCGGGGCUACAGAAGCGAAUCAACGAUAUUGUACCUAAUGCUAUGUAUGUUCAUUGUUGUGCCCAUAACCUGAACCUUGUAGUUUGUGAUGCAGCCAAGAGUUCUGACAAAGCAAUGAGAUUUUUUGAAACUGUACAAUUUGUAUUCAACUUUUUUGGUGGAAGUGCUCCAAGAUGGGCAUUAUUGACUCUUGGAGAAGAUAAUGCAACGGCAUUUCGUAAAAAGGUUCUAAAAAAAGUAUGUGCUACACUCUGGGAAGCUCGAUAUAGUGCAGUAUUUGCACUUAAAGAAAGAUUUGUUGAUGUGCUCAAGACUCUUACAGUAAUUAGUCUAACCAGCAAGAAAAAUGAAGAGAUUGUUCACAGCAAAUCUUUGCAAAAAAAAUUGAAAAUAUAG